ACGGUCUAGUCAACAACUCUUAUGUUGGGACUACUUGGAUCAAGUAGGGAGGGAAUAUCUGUGUCAAACUAAAGUCUCCGGCGGUCAAAACCGCCUGCCAACUCCUUUAGCUCAGUCACUUUUACUUUCUGGAUGUGCCCGCGGACGUGACUGAGUCUCCGGAAUCCGUUUUUGGCCGCGAAGUGAAGUGCAAAGCUGGAGAGUUGCCCGGCUAGCUGCGCUAGCUGGCUAUCUUAAGUAGUUACGCUAGCAGGCUGCCUUUUCGUAGCCAGGCGGCCAAAGUAAGGAGACGGGAAAAUGGAGCUGGAGGACGGAGUCCUUUAUCAGGAGGACCCGGGCAGUUCGGCGAUGAUGUCCGAACGGGUGUCCGGCUUGGCGAGCUCGAUCUACCGUGAAUUCGAGCGGAUGAUUGGGAAGUACGACGAGGACGUGGUGAAGGAACUUAUGCCGCUGGUGGUGGCCGUGCUGGAGAACUUGGACUCCGUGUUCGCGGAGAACCAGGAGCACGAAGUGGAGCUGGAGCUGCUGAAGGAGGACAACGAGCAACUUGUCACGCAGUACGAGAGGGAGAAAGCGCUGAGGAAAGGCGCAGAAGAGAGAUAUAUUGAAUAUGAAGACUCACAGGAACAAGAGAGAAAAGAGCUGCAAAGCAGGGUGGUUCUGCUGGAGGCCCAGACCAGACAGCUGGAGCUCAAGACCAAGAACUAUGCAGACCAGAUUGGAAGAUUAGAGGAGCGAGAAGCAGAAUUGAAGAAAGAGUACAACGCCCUCCAUCAAAGACAUACUGAGAUGAUUCACAGUUACAUGGAACAUUUGGAGCGUGCCAAAACGCAGCAACAUGCAGGUGGGGAAGCCACAGACACUGGAACUUUGAGCAAACAAAGGAAAGAGCGGCCUGUGUCUCUGGGAAUCUUCCAGUUGCCAGGUGGUGAUGUUAUGACCCCUGACCUGCAGAGGGAGCAUGUGGAGACUCCAGGGACAGACACAUGGAGAUACAAUGACCUGAGCCACCCUCGCUCUAACACCAGCCUCAAGCUAGAAGCAGAUGAUUCCAUCAGGAGAGGGGAGGGUAAGAGUGCCCAGGACACUUUGGAUUUCCUCUGGACUGAUAUCAGUGAGGAUGAACUCUCUGACGUCAACCGGGGAGGCUCCAAAUCAGCUACGCCCAUGUCCACGGCAACCUCAGAUGUUGCUAUGGCAUCAGUAGACACGCCCCAAACCGAAGAGGCAGAGGGACUGAACAGAAACCUGAAUUCCAGUAGCAAGAAGCCAGACAGCAGCAAAAACAUUAAAGUACAGGAUGCCAUAGCAACAGAGACAGCCCCUAAAGAUGUAAUUGAAAACGCUGAGAAGUCAGAGGUGCAGGCGAUUAUUGAGUCGACCCCUGAACUUGACAUGGACCUGAGUGGCUGCAAAGGCUCCAGCACUCCCACUAAGGGAAUUGAGAAUAUGGCUUUUGACCGCAACACUGAUUCCCUGUUUGAGGAACUUUCCUCAGCAGGCACUGACCUAAUAGGAGAUGUGGAUGAGGGGGCUGAUCUACUGGGUAUGGGUCGUGAGGUGGAACACCUGAUCCAGGAGAACACCCAGCUCCUAGAAACAAAGAAUGCUCUAAAUGUAGUGAAGAACGACCUCAUUGGUCGUGUGGAUGAGCUGACCUGUGAGAAGGAGGUUCUACAGGGUGAGAUGGAAGUCCUGAGAAAGGCCAAAGACAAACUACAGGAGAAGAAUAAGGAGCUGGAGGAGGAGAUUAAGAGGAUUCGGGCUGAGUUAGAGGUGGCUAAACACAAGGCAAAAGAGGAAGAUGAUAGUGAUGUGCCCACAGCCCAGCGGAAGCGAUUCACGCGAGUAGAGAUGGCCCGGGUCCUGAUGGAGAGGAAUCAGUACAAGGAGAGACUGAUGGAGCUGCAGGAGGCAGUUAGGUGGACCGAAAUGAUACGAGCCUCAAGGGAGAACCCAACCCUGACAGAGAAGAAAAAAUCCAGUAUCUGGCAGUUAAGUUUCAGUAGGCUAUUCAGCUCGUCCUCCAGUGGCACAGGCAAAAAACCAGAGGCUCCUGUUAAUGUUAAGUACAACGCCCCCACCUCAAACGUCGUGCCCUCAGUUAAGAAGAGGAGCAGCACUCUCGCCCAGCUGCCCAGUGACAAGUCCAAGGCUUUUGAUUUCCUCAAUGAGGAGCCAGAGGUGGACAACAUUGUGUCACGUAGAGAACAGAAGAGAGCUCAGUACAGGCAGGUGAAGGCUCACGUCCAGAAGGAAGAUGGCAGAGUACAGGCUUAUGGGUGGAGCCUGCCUCAGAAAUACAAGGCUUCAAAUGGUGGCCAGGCAGACAGUAAGGUGAAGAAUUUACCAGUACCUGUUUACCUCAGACCUUUAGAUGAGAAAGAUGCUUCUAUGAAGCUGUGGUGUGCAGCAGGGGUGAAUCUGUCAGGAGGGAAGACUCGUGAUGGAGGCUCUAUUGUAGGAGCGAGUGUGUUUUAUAGAGAUGUCUCAGGAGUGGAGAGCAGUAACCUCAGCCCACGACAGACAAAAGGCUCUCAGAGCAGCCUGGACAGACUGGAGCAGGAGCUGAAGGAGCAGGAGAAAGAGCUGAGAGAGCAGGAUGAGCUUUCCAGUCUGGUGUGGAUCUGCACCAGCACUCACGCCACAUCCAAUGUCAUAGUGAUCGAUGCCAAUCAGCCUGGAAACAUCUUGGAAAAUUUCUUCAUCUGCAACUCUCAUGUACUCUGCAUCGCCAGUGUGCCAGGGGCACGGGAGACUGACUACCCAGCUGGUGAAGAAGUGCCUGCAAACAGUGAGCUUGGUGGUGCUGAGGGGGCAUCACAGGCUGGUAGUGCAGCAAACAGCAACUUGACUGGCUCUGAGGGUGUACUAGAUGGAAUCACUGUGGUAGGCUGCUCUGUGGAAGGAACUGUCGCCAUCCCACAAACUGCCAGUGCACACUCUGUUGAGGAAUCUGAAGACUCUGGCAGUGUGCUGAGGCAGCAUAGGCACGACAGGGUGGCUGCAGCUGAGGAGGCCCUGGAGGCCACAGAGAGCAGCAGCACCACUCCAGCAGAGGAAAGUCACCAAGGGAUCUACACAGAGCACGUGUUCACAGAUCCUCUAGGAGUCCAAAACACUGGAGAUACACUAUCCACUUACACUCAGAGAGAAUCAGACCUGGUGAAAGAUGGAGUGAGCUUGGUGCCUGAAGAGCAAGACCUGAUGAGGGAGGAGGCCAACAAGAUGAGCAGCGUCCUGCCCACUAUGUGGCUUGGGGCACAGAAUGGCUGUGUGUAUGUACACUCAUCGGUCGCACAGUGGAGGAAGUGCCUUCACUCAAUAAAGUUGAAGGAUUCAAUUUUGGGGAUUGUGCACGUGAAAGGCAGAGUUUUAGUAGCCUUGGCUGAUGGUACUUUGGCAAUCUUCCACAGAGGAAUAGAUGGUCAGUGGGAUCUGACCAACUACCACCUGCUGGAUCUGGGCCGGCCGCACCACUCAAUCCGCUGCAUGACAGUGGUGCAUGAUAAAGUGUGGUGUGGCUACAGGAACAAGAUCUAUGUUAUCCAACCUAAGGCCAUGAAGAUAGAGAAGUCCUUUGAUGCCCACCCUCGUAAGGAGAGCCAAGUGAGGCAACUUGCAUGGGACGGUGAUGGUAUCUGGGUGUCCAUUCGUCUAGAUUCCACACUCCGACUCUUCCAUGCCCACACCUACCAGCAUUUGCAGGAUGUUGAUAUAGAGCCCUACGUCAGCAAAAUGCUUGGCACUGGUAAGCUAGGCUUCUCCUUUGUCAGGAUCACAGCACUGAUGGUGUCGUGUAACCGCCUGUGGAUUGGGACCGGGAAUGGUGUUAUCAUCUCCAUACCACUAACAGAGACAAAGAAAGUUACCCAGGGAACAUCCAACCGGCCAGGCAGCGUGAUCCGUGUCUAUGGUGAUGAGAACAGUGAUAAAGUGACUGCAGGAACGUUUGUACCUUUUUGCUCCAUGGCCCAUGCUCAGCUCUGUUUCCACGGUCACCGGGAUGCAGUCAAGUUCUUCACAGCUGUUCCAGGCCAAGUGAUCCCGUCCACAGGACCAGGAGGCGAGGCAGGCACUGACAAGCCAGCAGCAGACUCGCCUACACCUACAGAGUUCUCCAAGUCAGUCUUAGUCAUGAGCGGUGGAGAGGGCUAUAUUGACUUCCGAAUGGGCGAUGAGGGAGGGGAAGGAGAGGACCUUGAGGAAGCCACUCUGAAGCUGCAGCCCUUCCUGGCCAAAGCAGAGCGCAGCCACCUUAUUGUAUGGCAGGUCAUGGUCAGUGAAGACUGACCUCUUUUCUGACACUUUUCCACUCACAGCCUUUGCCAGGCAAGGACAUUUCAAGGAGCUUUUGUGCAUAAAUGUGUUUGUGUUCAGCCUUGUGUUAAGUAUUUCAUUUUGGAUUUUAACGUUUGUUCUUGCUCUUUGUGGAAGGGUGACUAUUGUUGCGUCCAGCUAUCAGGAAGUUCCAUUUGGUGGAAGUCUUUGCACAUUCACUUCACUGGCAGUACAUCCGCAGCAGCAAUACUGAUUAACCGGCUGUGAUCAAUCAGGACAAUCUAGUGUUUUUUUUUCUUCCAGAAUCCCCUUCUUUCAUGGCUUUUUUUUUCAAAAGAAAAUGGCACUGUGCAUCACAGUAAAGUCAGAUAUUGGUGAAUGGUUAAAAUGCUAAAUUCUGUUCUGUGCAAAUUAAGUUGCUGGAGGGCGAAAUGUUUGCAAAAACAAAGCACCUUCUUAAGUAAUAGCUGCUCUUAGGCUGCAUCAUGGCUUGCAAAAAACUUGCAUGCCCAGUGCCUGCUCUUUUCUGUAGGCUGCUGUGCUGUACAGUUUUUUUUUUUUUUUUUUUUCCUCACGUUUCAGGUCUUCCCAGAUAAACGUAGAGACACAAAGCAUUAAAGUGUUCUCAAGUCCUUUGUAGUUUCCGAAGUACACAUUUUCUUCUUAAAUAAGAAAAGGUUCAAUGGAUGGCAGAAUACCUGUUUCUAUAUGAAUGUUAAAUUUACCAAAGGAGUUGUAGUAUCUUUAUAUAAUGACCUUGUUUAUGAUCAGCUCUUAUGAAAAGACAACAGCCUGAUUAGAUCAAUCAUGGCAGAAGAAAACAAUGUUAUGCAAUACUGUUAGGAUCAUUUUUUUCUUUCUCUUCACUGCUUUUUUCCUCAAAAGAAAGCCUCUUCUUUGUGUAGAUUCAUGCGUUCAGAGACUAAAUGCCUAUUUUUAUGACACUUUUGUACAUUUGUCUUUUAGACUCUAACCGCAGGCCUCUGUAAUGCGCCGAGCGAGUGGGCUAACGUUUUGCUGAUGUUAUGCUGCUGUUGUGCUGGCGUUUGGACUUAAUAGAGGAGGCAGUGCUUUGUCUGCAGUUGUUCUUUCUCUCCAGGAGAGGAGAAACAGCUUUACAUUGCAAAUUUAGCCAUCUCAGUAUUUAUUUCUAUCAAUGAGCCUUUGCAGUUCAGAAUGUAACUUUGUAUAUUGAAUAUAAAUAUAUAUGAAAUAUAAAUAUGUACAUGAAACAUAGAUGGCUUGGAUUUGAUGUGUUCACAAUGGUUGUUACAAUUCGGAUGACUUGUUUUCAUCGAUAUUACAUGAGUGGAUCACUCUGAAUGAUUGACCACUGAAAUGUACCUUUACUGAGCUAUGCACUAUUUUAUAACGGAGACCCAGAGUGUGGAGGUGAGUGUGUGUUUGUCUUUGGGUGUGUCUAUACGUGUACGAGUGUGUUUGCUGUCAGUUUGUGGGGAGUUAGAGCAGGGUGUGUUUAUGCUGUCCCUAAUACCCCAUGUUUGGGCACUUUUUUACAGCUAGGAGUGGUUAAGCGUUCCACCCAAAGCCCCACUGUCAGGUUGCCAUGAAAGCAUCUGUCCCUCAGACAUGUUCAAUGUCAUAUUCCCAUCACAGCAUCCUAGCCUUACACUUUUUAACAUCUAUUAAACUGACAUUUUGGGAA
Molecule: messenger RNA, 5947 nt
Organism: Pygocentrus nattereri (red-bellied piranha)
Lineage: Eukaryota; Metazoa; Chordata; Actinopteri; Characiformes; Serrasalmidae
Gene: spag9b
Product: sperm associated antigen 9b
Exons: 31
Coding region: 298-4293 (1331 amino acids)
Biological process (GO): vesicle-mediated transport
Cellular component (GO): cytoplasm
Molecular function (GO): signaling receptor complex adaptor activity; kinesin binding; MAP kinase scaffold activity
Source: RefSeq, a predicted model, not a curated record